Acomys russatus (golden spiny mouse) is the source of this 1057-nucleotide messenger RNA. RefSeq lists its product as uncharacterized. Gene Ontology annotation, molecular function: DNA binding; structural constituent of chromatin; protein heterodimerization activity. Bases 20 to 1006 code for a protein of 328 amino acids. Gene Ontology annotation, biological process: nucleosome assembly. The transcript has 5 exons. The record is from RefSeq and is a predicted model, not a curated record. Gene Ontology annotation, cellular component: nucleosome. Lineage: Eukaryota; Metazoa; Chordata; Mammalia; Rodentia; Muridae.
UUUCUUUUUGUGUUCAGCCAUGUCUGGUCGCGGCAAAGGCGGGAAGGGUCUGGGCAAGGGAGGCGCCAAGCGCCACCGCAAAGUCCUGCGCGACAACAUCCAGGGCAUCACCAAGCCCGCCAUCCGCCGCCUGGCCCGGCGCGGGGGAGUCAAGCGCAUCUCCGGCCUCAUCUACGAGGAGACCCGCGGGGUGCUCAAGGUCUUCCUGGAGAACGUGAUCCGCGACGCCGUCACCUACACGGAGCACGCCAAGCGCAAGACCGUCACCGCUAUGGACGUGGUCUACGCGCUCAAGCGCCAGGGACGUCGGCAGCCAACUAUCUUACACAAGAGGGAAAAAAGAGUUGGGAUGGCUCGCACCAAGCAGACCGCUCGUAAGUCCACCGGCGGCAAGGCCCCGCGCAAGCAGCUGGCCACCAAGGCUGCCCGCAAGAGCGCGCCCGCUACCGGCGGCGUCAAGAAGCCUCACCGCUACCGGCCCGGCACCGUGGCGCUGCGCGAGAUCCGGCGCUACCAGAAGUCCACCGAGCUGCUGAUCCGCAAGCUGCCGUUCCAGCGGCUGGUGCGCGAGAUCGCGCAGGACUUCAAGACCGACCUGCGCUUCCAGAGCUCGGCCGUCAUGGCGCUGCAGGAGGCCUGCGAGGCCUACCUCGUGGGGCUGUUUGAGGACACCAACCUGUGCGCCAUCCACACAAUGUCUGGUCGCGGCAAAGGCGGGAAGGGUCUGGGCAAGGGAGGCGCCAAGCGCCACCGCAAGGUCCUGCGCGACAACAUCCAGGGCAUCACCAAGCCCGCCAUCCGCCGCCUGGCCCGGCGCGGGGGAGUCAAGCGCAUCUCCGGCCUCAUCUACGAGGAGACCCGCGGGGUGCUCAAGGUCUUCCUGGAGAACGUGAUCCGCGACGCCGUCACCUACACGGAGCACGCCAAGCGCAAGACCGUCACCGCCAUGGACGUGGUCUACGCGCUCAAGCGCCAGGGACGCACGCUCUACGGCUUCGGCGGCUGAGCUUGGCCUGAUUCCCGCUCGCUCUUCGCUAACGGCCCUUUUCAGGGCCAC